AACCGUCAUUUUCCUACGCACCCUCUGACAUCAGCCACCUUCUCUGUAGCGACAGUUUUCUCUGCACUCAAAUUAAUCUGGGCGAUGAAAAAUGAACCUCUCCCCCACCCUAGCUGCCGCCUUUCGCCUCACGCCCCCAGAGAAGAGUUUCUCCGCCAGGAAGCCGGUGAAGGUUUUUUUCCAAGUCACAUGAUCCAGGAUGCAGGGGGAGAAUCCUUCUUGGAACAGAGAUGGGCCCAGAACCGGAUCAGAUGAGGAGAGAUAAGGUGUGAUGCGGGGCAGCCUAUAUAAAGAAUGGACCCAGGGCUGCAGCGAGCACGCAGCCCCAGAGCCCCUGGCCCAGACCCAGCCAUGCACGUGCCGCCAGAACCCGUGGCCAGCCACUUGGGAACCACGACCCGCAACUACUUCUGCUUCACCACCGCCACGCUGGCUCUGUGUCUCAUCUUCACUGUGGCCACCAUCAUGGUGCUGGUGGUUCAGAGGACGGACUCCGUUCCCAGCCCGCCUGACAACUUCCCUCUCAAAGGAGGAAAUUGCUCAGAAGACCUCUUAUGUAUCCUGAAAAGGGCUCCAUUCAAGAAGUCAUGGGCCUAUCUCCAAGUGUCCAAGCAUCUCAACAAUACCAAGUUGUCUUGGAACAAAGAUGGAAUAGUCCAUGGCGUCAGAUACCAGGAUGGGAAUCUGGUGAUCCAGUUCCCAGGAUGGUAUUUCAUCAUCUGCCAGCUGCAGUUUCUGGUUCAAUGCUCAAAUCAUUCCAUGGACCUGAAGUUGGAGCUCCUCGUCAACACAGAGGUCAAAAAACAGGCCCUGGUAACAGUGUGCGAGUCUGGAAUACAAACCAAAAACAUAUACCAGAAUCUCUCCCAAUUCUUGCUGGACUACUUGCCAGUCAACACCACCAUAUCAGUCAUGGUGGAUAAAUUCCAGUAUGUGGAUACAAACACCUUUCCUCUUGAGAAUGUGUUAUCCGUUUUCUUAUACAGUGGUUCAGACUGAGAAAUUUCUCUUGGCCUGCAGAAGAAAAUGGUAUUUCAUCCAUUCGUCCCAACACUUGGGCAAAAAGAAAAUGUUAGAACAAGACUGAACUCGCAAAGGGUAUUAAGUAGUAUACGUGUCCUUCUGUCUGUUGGGAAGAUACAGCUCCAGGGUUAAAAAAGGGAAGUAUUUUUCAGGUAGAAGACAGGGAAGCAGUGUGGUGUGGUGGAAAGAGCCCUAACUCUCUGGGCCUUGGAAGGGAGUGGGUUGUCCCAACCCAAGCAUUCAUUCACUAUUUAACCUUGAGCUAUGCUUUCCCCUCCUGGAAUUCAGACUCCAGAUCUGAAAAAUUAGGGGAUUUGGUUUGAAUCUGUCCAAAGUUUCCUUCACCUCAGAAGAUCAGACAUGUGAGUUGAAAUUCCAGGCAGAGAUCUGAAAGGUCCCAACCAAAGGAAGGCCCCACCUACCAGUAUGAACUGAUGGUAUCACUAACAUCCGACUGCAUGUCAUCCCAGCAAGUCAGAAUGUGGGGACAAUGUUCACCUGCCUUGCAGAAUAUGCCAUGUGUUCAGCAAACACCCCACCAGCUUGCAAUGGCCAAGGUGAUAUGGUCAUUUAGCCAGGGAACAGCUGCUGUCAUCUCCUGCAUGAUAUAUGGCUGUUUUAUACUUCAAAUAACCCUUAGAAAAUCAGUUCUGUGAUGGACUUUUAAGUCCUGACGAAGUUGUUGAUAGACAAUGGUGAUGCUGGAAAUGCAGAGAACGUAGGAGCCUGGCAGCCUCCUGACCUGAUUUGGGCAGCUGGGAGAGUUCUCCAGCUACAUCAAGUUUGACACUCCCGCAUCAUCUUUCAAAGAGCGCCUUAUUUGUUGGAGGACUUUGACAAACGUCGGAGUUGGAAGUGUAGACCCCUGAGGAUAGAGUUGAGUGAGAAAAGAAGACCGUCUGCUGCUGCGCAGAAGAGUGGAGCAAACGUUCAUUUUCUCAAGAAGGGAAAAGGUCUAAAAAAGAAGAAGAAGAAGAAGGCCAGGCGCCGUGG
Molecule: messenger RNA, 2016 nt
Organism: Ictidomys tridecemlineatus (thirteen-lined ground squirrel)
Lineage: Eukaryota; Metazoa; Chordata; Mammalia; Rodentia; Sciuridae
Gene: Tnfsf8
Product: TNF superfamily member 8
Biological process (GO): immune response; CD8-positive, alpha-beta T cell differentiation
Cellular component (GO): membrane
Molecular function (GO): tumor necrosis factor receptor binding
Source: RefSeq, a predicted model, not a curated record